AUGCAUUUCAAUUUUUUAGACAGUAAAACUACAGAUCCAGCAGGCGAUCCACCUCGAUCUCCCUUUAAAAUGAAGCCGUCUCUUCGACUCGGAAACAGGGAAAGCGAUGCCAAAACAAACAAAAAAAUUGGUCACCGAAGGGUUACUGAUCAGGGAACUGUGACAUAUAAGAAGACUCCUACUUCAGAGAUUCAACGAGCAAUCCAGCUAGGCAUCCAUCACAGCAUCGGCACGCUCCAACAGAAGCAGGUCCGAGAUGUACUGUUUCGGGAUUUUGAAGUAGUGGAAACUGUGGAUUUCCCUCGAUCUGGCACCAAAACGACGCCCGCCCAUGGUCUCUCAGAUUUUCGAUUUCGAACAUUUGCACCUGUUGCAUUUCGCUCCUUCCGUGAUCACUUUCAGCUGGAUAUACGGGAUUACUUGAAUUCUUUGUGUUCUCAGGAGCUUCGGGAACUUUCAAAUCCUGGCGCUAGUGGGUCAAUUUUUUACAUUUCCGCAGAUGAUGAAUUUAUAAUAAAAACCGUGCAACACAAAGAAGCUAACUUUCUUCAGAAACUCCUUCCAGAGUAUUACAUGAACCUAGUACAACACACUCGAACUUUGCUACCGAAGUUUUACGGCCUUCACUGCUAUCAGUGCUCUGGGAAAAACAUUCGUUUCGUUGUAAUGAACAAUUUGUUACCAUCAUCGGUGAAAAUGCACGAACGCUAUGAUCUUAAGGGUUCUUCCUACAAACGAAAGGCCAACGACCGCGAAUUAGCCAAAGCCUCACCCACUCUCAAAGAUCUCGACUUCAAGGAAAGGCAUCCCGAUGGUAUUUGGUUGGAGGCCGACACAUAUGACGCUCUGAUGAAAACCAUUGAACGCGAUUGCCGAGUGCUUGAAUCUUUCCGUAUAAUGGACUACUCCCUCCUCCUCGGCGUGCAUAAUUUCGACCAAGCAGAGCGGGAUCGAGUAAGCACAAGCAUGCGUGAAUUUAACUCAAACCGUAAAAAGGAACGAUCCUCCGACAAUGGUGUUAUUCCCGAGGAUGGCUUGUCCUCCUCUCAUGCUCCAAAUUUACGAGCAUCAAGUCCUCCAGUGGCUGCUGGAAGAAAAGGCGGCGAUGUCAUUACGGCGAGUCGCCGGUCAGUGUCUCCCUUUAACCGCAGUGCGUUCCGCACCAAAUUAGGCAACAAGCGACUAACUGCUUUCUCCACGGCAAUGGAAUCCAUUGAGGCCAAGGUCGAGCCCGUUGAGAUUGAACCUACGGAUCCUGGGAAAGCGACCCUACUCGGGGGUUUGCCGGCUCGCAGUGCCUCUGGGGAUCGGCUUUUCCUCUUCAUUGGUAUAAUUGAUAUUCUCCAAAGUUACCGGAUGGCCAAGAAAAUGGAGCAUACCUUGAAAUCUGUUGUCAUUGAUGCGGAAACUGUAUCUGUGACGAAUCCUAGUUUCUAUGCGAGACGAUUUCAAAAUGCCCUUGGGACGUGUAUUUUUCGAAAAAUUCCUUCUCUUGACCCACCACAACUAUUUGGUCCGAAAGCUAUGCGCUUCAGGCGCUUAGCUCAUCUGGGUUCGUUACUUGUUGCCUUGUCUCCCAGUAGUGAAACCAUUGCCUCAGUGACAACUUGGCCGCGCUGCCACUUUUUGCCAGGUUCCUCGCGAUUCUCGUCAGCAUGCUCCUCGGGUUACUCCACUAUGGUGAACAAAUGUAAUUGGGUUACAGGAGGGGGACAGGGGUACCAGAGCACCGAGUACACCCAUUCCGCCUCAGUUCCUCUCUGUCUCCGAAGGCAGUCUCUUAGUUCGGAGCCGUACCUCUUCCAGUCCCCGCGUGGAGAACUUUCGUGGUGUGCACAGUCCAUCCUAAGCCUUCGAAUGGACUCCGAUGCCACCUCAGAAUCUGAUCGAUCCGAUAGUAGUAGCAGUUUUGGGGAUAAUUUUCUCCUCCGACCCGAGGAUGGGACAGUGAUGACUACUCAGGGUAAAAAAACCGUUGGCGAGCUAGACUCGGAGCUCGCGGCAGUGCAAAAAAUGGUCCGUCGAGAACGUGCUCGUAAGCAGAAGGAAGAGGCGCAUAAGAAUCAUUCGACCUCAAAUUUGCAGCUCAGUAAAAGCAUAUCAGUCGCAACCACCUCGAUCGUACCGCACUAUGCAACUGUAUCCGGACGACGGGCUCUCCACGGUGGUGUGCCUCCACCCGUCGAUCGACGUAGUCGGACGCCCUUGGCGCGGCAGCGGGAUGGCUCGCCUCGAAUCCAUAAACCCCCACCACCUCCCAUGACCGUCUCCGUCUCCACUUCAGCCCUCUCAGACUUCAUGCGUAAUGCCGAGUCGGACUUCGAAGAGAACCUUUGA
Molecule: messenger RNA, 2337 nt
Organism: Mesocestoides corti
Lineage: Eukaryota; Metazoa; Platyhelminthes; Cestoda; Cyclophyllidea; Mesocestoididae
Source: the annotation of a GenBank genome assembly